UGGACAAAAGGGUGCGACACUUGCAGUUGGUCGCAAUUAGGCUCCUCAAUACCAAACUGCAAUUCACUGCGAAGGAUUUUUUCAAUUUGGACUGGACGUUCUGUCACAUGAUGAUUGCGGCCCUGACCACGUACUUGGUCAUAUUGAUCCAGUUCAAUUUUUAAUCACUUGAGCCAACACAAUAAAGUAAUAAGUACGAAAAUGUCGCUUUAUUCGUCCAUCAAUAGUUUGGUUCUAAUUUCCAAAAUUUUCGCACUACUACCGGUCAAGAAACACCACCGUUUGGAAAAACUCGUCCCUUGUGUUUACUUGACCAGUUUUAGCGUUGUUUUAUCGCUGGGUUCGUUCAUCGUUUCCGUUUAUUUGACGACAAAGAUUGACAAUGAUGGAGAAUCGAUUUCUCUGGCCAGUGGUUGGUUGGACUUGUAUUUGGGGAUCACCAUACAAACCCUCGGAAUUAUCUCCAAUUGCAUAAACGCGAAACAAAUUACGAUUUUCUUUGACAAAAUCCAACGAAUCGAUAAGCAAUUCGGUCUCCUGGGCUAUUCAAUUAAUUACAGGAGAAUUUCAAUUUUCGUCAAUUUGGCCAUUCUUGGCGUUUUCGGCGAAUUUGUGCUAGUUUUUGUCCCAGAUUAUGUUUUUUUCGUAGAAAAUGAACCGAUUCUCUACUUGAUAUUCUCCUAUUGUCCCAUCGUGACCACAGGGAUUAUUAAAAUCCAGUUUGCGACGUGUGCGCACCUGAUUUUGCAACGAGUAAAUCAUGUGAAGAAAAUUUUGGAAAAAGAAACACAAACUGUGGCUUUUCCCAAAGAUAAUCAUUUUUUGGCUCUUCUGGACAUUGUCCAUGGCGUUCACAACGAACUGUGCAAUUUGUGCCAAGUUGCAAAUUCGAUAUACGGUUUCCAGAAUUUUUUAUUCGUCUUGUCCACAUUUUCCAUCUGUAUUACGCAGUUUUAUUAUUGUUAUGACAGUGGAUUCAAUAGUGACAAUCUCACUGAUGUUUAUUUCACUCUUCAAUGGGCCUUUUUGCAAAUUUUGGAAAUAUUGGCACUUGCGUAUCUUUGCGACAAAGUGCAACUUAAAAUCGGUGAAAUAAAGUACAGUGUUAAUAAAUUAAUCUUCAGAUCGAAUGAUCCAAAAGUUACUUUGGAGCUCUGUGGCAUGAUUUCGACUUAUUUGAUAAUCAUGAUUCAGCUGGAUCUUGCCAGAACGGUUCCAAAGUUUGAAAAUAAGAACAAAGAAACAGAACAGUGA
Tribolium castaneum (red flour beetle) is the source of this 1254-nucleotide messenger RNA. RefSeq names its product gustatory receptor (gene Gr102). Gene Ontology annotation, cellular component: membrane; neuronal cell body; dendrite. Gene Ontology annotation, biological process: sensory perception of taste; chemosensory behavior; male courtship behavior. Lineage: Eukaryota; Metazoa; Arthropoda; Insecta; Coleoptera; Tenebrionidae. Bases 202 to 1254 code for a protein of 350 amino acids. The transcript has 3 exons. The record is from RefSeq and is a predicted model, not a curated record.